AUAUUAGCAGCUGAACCAAUGUUCCAGUUUUCCAGUUUUUUUUUUUUUUUUGGUUUUUUGCCUUUCUUGUUACUGGAGGCUCUCAAAUGCUCUGGUGGAAACGUGCACGGCUGACGACAUUCAAUUUCAAUGAGCAUUUUAAAGAGAGGGAGAGAGAGCGCGCUCUCUAAUGGCGUCGUGCAGGCCGGCAGGGCGAUUAAAAAUAGUAUGCAGUGAAGAGAAUCGGCGAAGACUUUAUCAUCUGUUGAAGCACCGAAAAAGAAAAAGAUGUCUCUCUCUUUUAUGGUAUUCUUUAUCGAAAUUUCUGGUCUUCCCUCGAGCUUAGGCCCCAUGGAAUGAGGUCGUGCGAUGGGCGACCAAUGGAGGUCGUAGAUCAAACACCCAUGAUGGGAAUUUUAUACUGUUCUUCCUUUGAAUAAUAUGAUGUUUAUUUUCUUCCGUUUCCGCUUGAUAUAUUAUAUGUGGAUCCUCCUGUUUUUCGAGUUUGUUGAAGAUGGUCAAGAGAAAAAAACGAAGGGUUUUGGAGGAAUAAACUUUAACGGUUUAAUUUUCUACUAGUAUUUUAUGAAGGUUUAUAUUAUAGAAUUUGUUGUGUUUAUGGUUUGUUUCUUUUGUUUAAAAGAGAAGUUGCUGAGUGGGGUUCCUUAUAUAAAUGGUGACUUUUUGCAUCGUCUAUAGAAGCAGCUCUUUACUUGAAGUAUUGAUUCAGGAAAUUGCCAAUGGAUUUCAUUUGGAAAUAAUGUUGAAAAUAAGAUGUUUGAUUGGUUUUUUCUGCAAAGUUCCUUUGCGUGCAAUGGUAAAGUGCUAUUGACUAGGUUUAUUGUAUUAGUGUUCCCUUUUGGUAUCCUCCUAAAAGGAUGUAAUCUUUCUGCUUAUUUGGCAGCCGGAUACUCUUGUUCUUACUGCAAGUGUAAAAAAUGCGCACAUAGCAUUAUGUAAUGUGCACUUUCCUGUUUUUUUAAAGAAAAGAACAGAGAAGAAUGCGUGUGAUUUCUAAAAUCUUGUGUAUGAAUAUUGAAUACUUCUAAAUGAAGUUCAAAUGAUCAGAACGAGAGCUAUUGUCUAGGGGCACGCUGCCCACUUCUUCAAAUCUUUCAAAUUAUAAAAAAACUGUGAUGACGUUGCCGAUGCUCUUUAAACACCCAAAAUUCUUUUUGGUUUGAAUACUCAAAUGCACGUUCUAAAAGUUAUAAAUUGCUGGAACGUGAACCUUAUCAAUGCCUUAUAAAAUUCUCUCAUUUGUUUACCUCCUGUCAUUUAUUCAAUCUCUGUUCCAUGUCACUUGAAUUUCUGCAAUUAUUGUUCCAUAUCCAUAGCUGGUUUUAAAAUCAAAGCUCAUUGUUCGAUGUUCUACCUGUGCUUUUCCUUCCAAAUUAUCCAACUUUAAAUUACUCGACAGUCAGUAUUUUUAUUUCCUAGUUCUGCCUCUAGGUAUGGCCCUCCCGAUUUAGGCACUAAACUUUUAUAUAUACAAAGUAACAAACUAUUAUAAUAAUUAAUUAUCUACUGUUUUGAGGGUUCCAGUCAGCGUUGCUUUUGCACUUAAUUCAACGAAUUGAUGCUUAUGCCUGAUUACACCUUGGUUCAUCUACUGGUGCUAAUGUAUAAGGUAUCAAUUUUGUUUUAUAAAGUUACCCUUUGAAAAUGUUGUUAACUACUAAUAGGUGUUGAAACUGGAAACACUUCAUUUAUACUGGUACUAUUCUCUGUCUCCGUUUGGGGGCCUAAUGCAUGCCAAGACUGGAGUCCUUUAAUCUGGACUAGUUAGUCCAUACAGAUUCUUUAGCUCCUACAGAGAGUUUUACGUUGCAUUAGUUUCAACAGCCUAUGCUCUCAAAUUUAAUUCCAGAUUGCAAUUCAAAUGAUUCAUCUGCCAACGUGAGCAAAACCCAGUCCGUAGGGGACAUUAUUUUGAUACGAAAAACUCUUAAACUUACGUUUCUCUCUGUAUCUUAGCUUCGAACCUUUUUCUUGUUCAAAAAAAGAUGCACACACAUCUAGUUAAUCCCCUAUUCUUCUUUUGAAUAUGAAAAGUCAGGAAAGAAAGAAAAGCUCCAGUUGGGUGAGACACUUUUUAAUUAUUUGUCUUUUUUUAAGCUGGUCCAUCUCUGAGCUGCAUGUAAAGAUGGCCCUCAGUGAAACCUCUGAUUAGCAAUAUAAUAUGUAUCCAUUUUUGGUUAAAAAAUAAUCCAAACUGGUACUAUAUAUACCUUAUUUUCUCAUUCUGAAGAGUCAGGGUCACCAAGCUUUUGAGCGUACCCUUCAUUCAGAACCCAUCAGACAUGGAGCCUUCUGCAAAAAUGCCUGAACUCAUGUGGGGCUGUGCCACCGCUAGUUCAGUUCAGCAUGAAUAUCCAAUCUCUGGAACUGUCUCUGCUGAUGAGGUUGAGAUGAUGUCCCAACUUCUCACUAGCUACUCUAUUUCUCAUGAUCAAACUGUGUCAUCAUGGUCUUACAAUCAAGAAGGCUUAAACAUGGUGGAAGGUGAAGAUUCCCUGGAUUCUAGUGUUUAUUUUGGUACACCUUCGAGCUUGCAUUACUGGCCACAGAAUGCACCCGCUCAGGAUCAUGACAUGUAUCCGAAUAGUUCGAAGGAGUUCGUUUGUUACAUGCUAAAUGAUGAAAGAGCCGGUCGAUUUCUUCAUGCUGGUCAGCAGGAACCCUGGGCUGAUGCAAUGUAUGGUACUGACACAGUUAAUGGUGAUGAUUCUGGAGAAUUUGUUGCUGUCAAGCCAGUCGAGUCAAUCCAUCCAUCAGAUCAAAAUCUAGUAACAAAAAGAAAACCACAGCUGCUCGAUGAUGAUCUUAGUGCUUUGGCAGCCUGUUCUUAUGACAAUCCAAAGAAAAAAGCUCGUAACUUGGGUGAUUCUCAGAGAGGAGCUAAGAAUCCCCAAAUUAAGAAGACUCAGAAAAUUAAAAAUGACGGAGAAGAAGAUAAUGCUGCUCUGAGCAUGCUAAGCCCUAGCAGUAACACCUCGGAGGAUGACUCAAUUGUUUCUCAGGAGCAGAAUGGAGCAACCUCGAGUUCUGCUGCCCUCAACUUGAGUGGCAAAAUGAGAGCAGGAAGAGGAUCUGCUACAGAUCCUCAAAGCCUUUAUGCUAGGAAAAGAAGAGAGAGAAUCAAUGAACGCUUGAGGAUAUUGCAGAAUUUGGUACCCAAUGGCACCAAAGUCGACAUCAGCACAAUGCUUGAAGAAGCUGUUCAAUAUGUAAAGUUUCUUCAACUCCAAAUCAAGCUUCUGAGCUCUGAUGAUCUCUGGAUGUAUGCGCCCAUCGCUUACAAUGGGAUGGACAUUGGUCUCGAUCUUAAAAUUUCUCAGCCAUGAAUAUGGACCGUCGACCUUCAUACAUAGCACAAGAAAGUUUCAAUGGCGAAGUCGCUUUUAACGACCAUUAUCAUGUUCGUUGAAUGACCUUUUCUUUUUUUUCUUUUUUUCUUUUUUUUUUCUCUCUCUCUCUCUCUUUGCUUCUUCUUUUCAUUACCACGAGUGAUGCUAUCGUGGGUCAUUCCUUUCAUUUUGUUAAAUCUUGAAAAGAGUAUAUGAGAAUUAUAUACAUAAACACCUGAUUGAACUACUUUAUGCUAAAAUCUACAAAU
Molecule: messenger RNA, 3598 nt
Organism: Nymphaea colorata (pocket water lily)
Lineage: Eukaryota; Viridiplantae; Streptophyta; Magnoliopsida; Nymphaeales; Nymphaeaceae
Product: transcription factor bHLH84-like
Exons: 5
Coding region: 2283-3326 (347 amino acids)
Biological process (GO): regulation of transcription by RNA polymerase II
Cellular component (GO): nucleus
Molecular function (GO): DNA-binding transcription factor activity, RNA polymerase II-specific; RNA polymerase II cis-regulatory region sequence-specific DNA binding; protein dimerization activity
Source: RefSeq, a predicted model, not a curated record